Messenger RNA from Loxodonta africana (African savanna elephant), 1343 nucleotides. RefSeq names its product BPI fold containing family A member 1 (gene BPIFA1). NCBI's taxonomy places the organism in Eukaryota, Metazoa, Chordata, Mammalia, Proboscidea, Elephantidae. Bases 627 to 1343 code for a protein of 238 amino acids. The record is from RefSeq and is a predicted model, not a curated record. The transcript has 7 exons. Gene Ontology annotation, biological process: negative regulation of single-species biofilm formation in or on host organism; surfactant homeostasis; innate immune response. Gene Ontology annotation, molecular function: lipid binding.
GCCCCAAGGCUUCCCCAGCUUGGGCAUGGAUGAGAUGGUGGCUACAGCUGUGUAAGCUCCAAUAUUCUGUGACUUGUGAGGCUUCCACAAACCAUCAGGGCCUAGACCUGAGACCAAAGGACUUAGUGGGGCUGACUGUGAGGCAGUCUAGUUCCUCAGCCAUGAGCAUGUUUAAGUCUCUUAAUUUGCUUUGUCUGAAGAGCAGAGACUGGGGGCAGUGAUACAAGGUAUUGGCGCAUAAAUCUGGUGGUCACUUCAUUUAAACAGUGGCCUCUGGGUCAGACAGUUCUGGAUCCAAAUCCUGUCUCCACUGUAUAUUUGCGACAUUGGGGGAAGUUACUGAAACCUGCUAGACCUCAGUCUCGUCAUCUAUGCAAUGCAGGUAACAAGUGCCCAUGUCUUAGGGUUGUGGGAAAGAUAAAAUAGGUCACUGAGUGUAAGCACUCAUCCUUAUGCCAGGCACAGAGAAAAUGCUCAAUGUUAUCAUAGUAACAGUGGGAGCUAUUAUUGCUCACUACCUGAUGUUCUGGGGAGCAGACAAGUGAGCAGGUGAGGGAGGUGAUAAAUUCUUCUCUGCUAUCCAUGUCACACUGGACCCCUCAUUCUCUCCAUAGGUAUCAAGAGAGAUGUUUCAAAUUCGGGGCCUCAUUGUCUUCUGCGGGCUGCUGGCCCAAACCAAGGCCCUGCUUGAAGGCGAAGGUCUGCCCCUAGUGCCAGCUCUGUCCUCGAUUCCCACGGAUCUUGCUGGAAGCUUGAUAAGUGCUCUCACCAAUGGCCUGCUCUCUGGGGACCUGCUGGGCAUUCUCAAAAACUGUCCAAUCUUGGACAUCCUGAAGGCUGGAGGAGACAACUCUAAUGGCCUGGUUGGGGACCUUCUCCAGAACAACCUCAUUGAAGUAAAAGUCACUGAUCCUCAGCUGCUGGAACUUGGCCUUGUGCAGAGUCCUGAUGGCCACCGUCUCUAUGUCACCAUUCCUCUGGGCCUGGUCAUCAAUGUGAAGAUGCCCAUAGUUGGAGGUCCAUGGAGACUGAAUGUGAAGCUGAACAUCACUGUGGAACUCUUAGUUGUGCAAGAUGAUCAGGGGAAAUUCCGCCUGAUCGUUGGUGACUGCACCCAUUCCCCUGGCAGCCUGAAAAUCUCCCUGCUUGAUGGAAUUGCCCCUCCCCUCAUUCAAAGCCUUGUCGACAGCCUCACCGGGAUCGUGAAUAAUGUUCCUUCUGAGCUGAUACAGGGCAAAGUGUGCGCUCUGGUCAAUGAAAUUCUCAGCCACCUGGAUGUCACCCUGGUACAUAACAUUGCCAACUUGCUAAUCCCUGGAUUGAAAUUUGUCAUCAAGGUCUAA